UCUCCUUAUUUUCACGAUCCUUGCUUGCUUUUUUGGACUUUAUGUAACAAUGGUAAAGUUCUCUGGUUUUGUUUGGGCGAUUAGGUGCUACUAUGGAACCAUUUGGGUCUUUUGUGUCUCAGCUAUUUUCUUGCUGGGGAGAUCUAGAUUUAAGCUAUCCAAUGGAUUAUACAUUGCAGUUGCUGCCAGGCUGCACAAGCAGGCUUUAUUAGUGGAUGUACUUAAAGCAUUAUGGAGGGCAGACUUUGAUGUACACCAACUCUUGAUUUGUCAAGUGCACGUCGUCACUACAACAGUUCGUUGUGAAUCCAGAAUAAAGGUAGAGAAAUGCCGACUUUACUAUCUUUGCCUCCGAGGAUGGAAGAAGAUUGUAAUGGUAGUUACCAUGAGCCAAAUAUAGAAGAUGACUACAGUGUUGAUUCUUUGGUAAUGACUUGGGAUAAAAUGAGGCAAUUGGCUACUAUCAAAAUGAUUUGUUUAGUUAUAUAUGGAUUAUACAUAACCCAAAAAAGGUUGAUUCAUAACCAUAUGCCAUCUAGAGAAGAGACUAUUGCACGAGAGAUUGCAAGGAGAAACCUUUUUACAUUUUAUACAACUUUUAGAAGAAGUCGUCAUUUUUACGUAUGCUACUAGAUACUUUUGCUCAUUUAUGUACCCUAUUGUAUACAAGGGGUCAAUUGAAUGACACACGUCAUGCUAGUGUUGAAGAGCAAGUUGCAAUAUUUAUUUAUGCUAUUGCUCAUAACGUAAGAAAUUGGGUUUCGCAAGAUGCUUUUCGUCAUUCUGGUGAGACCAUAAGUAGAUAUUUUCAUUGAGUUAUGGAAGCUAUCAUUUCUUUAGAGAAUGAAUUUCUUAUACAACCUGACGGAACAUCUAUUCCUUCGGAGAUUAUGAGCAACAAUAGAUUUACCCAUAUCUUAAGAUAAAUUAUAUGAUUUAAGUAACUUUAAUUAUAAUUGUACAUAAAGAUAUAAAAUAUUGUGCAACUUUAAUUUUAUGUCAAAAUUAUAUAGGAGCUAUUGAUGUACACAUGUCCAUGUCAAAAUUUCUAAUUCUAAUGCACCAAGGUAUCGUGGUAGAAAAAAUUGGCCUACUCAAAAUGUCUUGGCAUCUUAAAAUUUGAUUUAAAGUUUACUUAUGUGUUACCUCUUACCUGGAUGGGUAGGAACAACAUCAGAUUCAAAAAUAAUUAAAGAUGUAUUAAAUUGAGAAGAUAGAUUGCAUACCUUUGAAGGUAAUAGCGAUAACUUAAGACAAACUUUGAGUUCAUAUAACAUACUUCAAUCAUCUAAUUUUUAUGAGUUAUUUUUAGGUAAGUAUAAUCUAGUUGAUGUUGGUUUCAUGCUCACUGCUGCGCUCUUAACCCCUUAUAGGGUGUACGCUAUCACCUAAAAGAGUACUCUAUUUGUGAACUAAAAGAUGCACAAAAACUUUUUAAUCUUUGGCACGCGUCACCACGCAAUGCUAUAGAGAGAGCAUUUGGGGUGUUAAAAAAAGGAUUUACUAUUAUUGCAAGUUCAACUGAGCCACACUACACUUUUGAU
Molecule: messenger RNA, 1544 nt
Organism: Amaranthus tricolor (Joseph's coat)
Lineage: Eukaryota; Viridiplantae; Streptophyta; Magnoliopsida; Caryophyllales; Amaranthaceae
Exons: 5
Coding region: 50-400 (116 amino acids)
Source: RefSeq, a predicted model, not a curated record